GUGUUGUGUGAAUUAAUACUAUGGCAAACUAAACAACAUGGGGAAAUAAACAUACAGUAGGCUAGAGGCCUUGGCAUAAUGGCAGCUCUUGACCACCUAGUGGCGCAGUCAGAGAUUUUAUCAGUGUGACUUUCUACCCUCUGAAAAAUGCAGUUAGACUAGUCGCCUGCCAAAGCAAAGCAACCUCACACAAAUGGCGUCUGUCCAGUGCGUUGCCUUGAACAGCUGAUUCUUUCUCUUGUGCAGGAUUCCAAGAGUUAGGUGAGACGCAAAUGUCCAGUGUUAUCUCACCACUGAAAUCAUCCAUGGUGCCAGGAGGUAGCCACCGUUUGUUCAGCAGCUCCUGUAAAACCCUGCAAUAAUGCCAUUUGAAUAGGCAACGUUAGCUAGCUUACUUGGCUAGCUAGCGACUGCUGGCUGGCGAAGAAGCUGUUAAUAUCAGACUGAUUCCAAAUCAGGAAGAAGACUGCGUUAGCCAGUGACCAGGAAAGUUCAUUUUCAAGCUCAUUGACUACUCGGGAACGUCCAGUUCACAACAGACAAGCACACCCCUGGGAAGAUGACCACCGCUCGCUACCGGCCCACCUGGGACCUGGCCCUGGACCCGCUGGUGUCCUGCAAGCUCUGUCUGGGCGAGUUUCCCCUGGAGCAGAUGACCACCAUCACGCAGUGCCAAUGUGUGUUCUGUACGCUGUGCCUGAAGCAGUAUGUGGAACUCCUGAUCAAAGAGGGCCUUGAAACGGCAAUUAGCUGUCCGGACUCUGCCUGUCCAAAACGGGGACAUCUACAGGAAAAUGAGAUUGAGUGUAUGGUCGCCACGGAGAUCAUGCAGCGCUACAGGAAGCUGCAGUUUGAAAGGGAGGUGCUGUUGGACCCGUGCCGGACCUGGUGCCCGUCCUCGACGUGCCAGGCCGUGUGCCAGCUGAAGGAGUCGGACGUGCCGACGCUGCCCCAGCUGGUGCGCUGCUCGGUCUGCACGCUGGAGUUCUGCUCGGCCUGCAAGGCCAGCUGGCACCCGGAGCAGGCCUGCCAGGAGAACAACCUGCCCAUCACCUCCUUCCUACCCGGAGAGAGCAGCUCCCUGUACAAGAGUGAUGAGGACGACGCCCCAAUCAAGCGCUGCCCUAAGUGUAAGGUCUACAUCGAGCGCGACGAGGGCUGCGCACAGAUGAUGUGCAAGAACUGCAAGCAUGCCUUCUGCUGGUACUGCCUGGAGUCGCUCGAUGACGACUUCCUGCUGAUCCACUAUGACAAAGGGCCGUGCCGCAACAAACUAGGCCACUCCAGGGCCUCGGUCAUCUGGCACAGAACGCAGGUGGUGGGCAUCUUCGCAGGGUUCGGUCUGCUGCUGCUGGUAGCCUCUCCCUUCCUAUUGUUGGCGACGCCCUUCGUGUUGUGCUGCAAGUGUAAGUGCAGCAAAGGAGACGACGACCCGCUGCCCACCUAGCCCUCCACCCAGCUCACCCCCACCUUCACCAUCUCCACCUUAUUAUACGCCCAGCCAGCAUCGCUUCUGAUCCCCAUCCGACAUGCGACGGCUACCCUCCUAUCUUAUUCUUUUCCUCCUUUUUGCUGUCCCUGUCGCUUUUGAGCGCCUUUCAUCUCCAGGGGAAAUGGCGGGAGACGAGAGAUGGAGAGAUGGAGAGAAGCGCCAACCUCCCUCAACCCCCCCACCUUUGAGAGGGCCGUCUUUCUCGCUCUGGGAGAGAGGAGGAUUGUGGGGAGUGCCUGAGAGGGGCUGAAGGCCGAGUCUCUGGUUGGAAUGGAGAGCAGGCCCCAGCAGGCGUGUUUAUUUGUUUUGCCCCGGCUGCCGUUUGGCUGUACCUGCUGGGAUCCGCUUGGCUGGAUGUGAGUCUUUGCAGCCACAACCUGGUCCGAGAACUCGUCUUGCUCAGAUGUCCGUUUUGCUAUGUGAGUUUUUGGGGAAGAUGCACUGAGGUCUCUCCCCAUAGAACAGACACUUACAGUACAUACACACAUACACUGUGUGUUUCCUGUUUUCACAAAUGUUUUGGCAUCUACCUGUAGCUCCCCACGCACCAGAGGACUCAUUAUGAACUCAGUCACAACCGUUUGUUAGAGGAAUCUCUUCAUGAAUCCUCAAUGUAGCGCUCUCAGUGGUCAGUGCUGGGGCAAAGGUUCUUUCUUUUGUUUCUCUUGUCUUUUUUUUUUCUUCUUGAGAACACCAGUGAUCACUCUCUAUUGCACAUAAAUAAACUUUUAAUCGUUGUCACUUUAAAGGGCGGAGCGAGCAUGAGCCAGAGAGACUCAGAGGUGCUCACCUGUACAGCACAGAGUGCCAUCAUCACCCCUCUGUUCCAUUGCUUUAAUCUGUCCCGCCCACGGUUCAACUAUAAGCUCAUGAGGUUUAAUUGUUUUUUGUUUUAUUUUGUUUUGUUUAUCGAUGUAAUGAAAUUGUGAUGUCAAAAAAAAAACAUAUUUCAUAUACUCCCCUUUUUAUGGGUGAGGAGGGGUGGUUCUUUCUGUCAUUGUAUGAGCUCACUUUGGUGUUGAGUAAAUGCUCGAGGAAAAAAAAUAAAUGAAGCUUUACUAACGUUGCUUAAAAUGCCCUCUUCUCGCCAAAACAUGGAAAAAAGGUCUAAAAAACUUUGUAUUCUUUAGUCAAGACAAAAAAAUGGUUAGUUUAAAUGUUGCUUUGGCCAGUCUUUUAAUACUCAGGCUAUUGGUAGUCACCCUUGCUAAUACAGAGAGCUCUUUCCCCAGCAACAUCUGCACCGCACUUCUGAAUCACACUGUUUCAAAUUCCGGAUUUUAUAGCUCUGCUCCCGUCUCCGGAUGGGCAACUAAUCAUAUUGUUCUGUUUGUGGCAUGAUCUUGUCCCAACUGUAUCUGUAUCCAAAUACCUGUAUGCUACUAUUACUCCUGUAGGCUGACCACUGGCUGCAAACUUGCAUAGUGUAGUUUCUAAAAAGAAAAUGGCACAAAUUUCACUAAAAGGAAGGGUGAUUAUCGUACAAAAAAGGGCACUUAAGUACAUUUGCUUAAUCUGACAGGGACAACCAAAUGUUGAUCAUUUUGAUUGACUGUUCAUGCUUUCAGAAACAACCCAUCAUAUUUUUUUUCGCUCCUGCACCCUUAUCUAUGCAAGUUUGUACCACUUCAGACCAUAUGUACCCACAGUAGUGAAUGUCAGUUAAAGGUAAUGUACAGUGUGGUUUUUACAUGUUACUACUCUCUGGGGUUACAGAUCUACCUUGUGCCAUUGUGUCAUGCCACUCGAGAGAUGUCAAAAGUUGCUCGAGUACAGUAACAGAUGACCUCGGCCAAUGAGCCAGAAGGGUCGGCGGUUGUCACUUGAGUUGCAUAUUGUAGUCAAAACCCAUGUAGCUAUCUGGGAUUUGUCUGUUGUACAUCUGACAUGUCACACAAAUCAACGUAAUGGGGUGCCAAAAUCUCUGCCCCUUCCGAACGGCUUAUGGGGCCUGAGAAGUAAAAAAAAAAAAAAAAAAAAAAAUGGACUGGUCUCUAUAGGGAUGGCGAAAAUUGAAAAAAACUCUUAACCGGUUACUGAGACUCAUUAACCGGUGGUUAACCGGUUAACCGGUAAUCUUAAAUUUUAAAACGUUCGCGUGCCUGAUAUGCACAGCACUGAUUUUUUUCAUUUUUAUUUUUCACAUAAGCCAUUUUUUUUGCAAUGCAGACAGGACCUGCCAUGUCCAGCCAUUGUUGCCAGAUGGAAAAUGCUGAAUUAUCGUACUAAACGAGGAAAUUAUUAUUAUAAUUAUUCAUAUUAUUACAACCGGUUAACCGAUGGCAGAAAAUUUUAACUGGUUAAAGUUGAUCCGGUCGAUUAUUGGUUAACCGGUUACCGGUUAACAUCCCUAGUCUCUAAUGGACUGAUCAAACCUAGUUUCCGGUCCACCUUAUUACUUAGUCUUGAACAAAACCCAACAUAACGUUUUUUUCCUGCUGAAAAUGAGUGGUCUUACUACUACGCCAAUCCAAAGGUUUAAAAUUCACUGCUAUCAUAUGUACCUUAUGUGACUUUGGCACCCCAAUGCGUUAUGCAUGUUUGGUACCUUUUUUUUUAAACUUUUUUUUUCACAGCCAGUUGAUGAGAUUGAGCUCCAACACUUGUAGCUUUGAAACAUGCCAUUCUUUUGUUAAGGUAAUGCAUCAUCUGAGCUUAUUUAUCUUACUGUAUAUGUAGUAUUUUAUGUAAGGCUGAGUGCACAUGUCACAGUCUUUCCCCAUGUAGCAAGGAGAGUAUCUCUCCUCCACAUCAUCAGUCUUCGAACAUCUACCAGGACACAGCAAUGCAUUAAUUAGCCUUACAUGACAAAUUCAAGCAUUUUACGCAUAUGGUAGCCUUUGAUUCAAGCUAAUUAUUGUUUUUGUAAGAUAUUCUUUUUUUACCCAUCAAGACUUUUUCCCCCCCAAUAGAAGAUACAUCUUCUGUUUAUACAGAGGUGGCUGUUUUCAAGCUAAUCCAUAUAUGACAAUCGUGCCAUGUGGGUUGCCAAGACAACAGAGACGACAACACAGGGCUGAAUGUGUAGAGCUUUUUAACGAGAGGGCUGCAUCACGCUACAUACACGACUUUUCCACCCUAGCCUCGGGCUUAUGACAAGGUUUUUGUUUUGUUUUAAAGAAGAUCUGUUCCCUUGUGAGUAUGUAAAUAGAUUGUUUCUUUACAAAGUUUAUGAGGCGGUAUUGGUCGAUUUCUAUAAACGAGAAUUGAUGUCCACUUUUUCUGGGAUUUACUGAAGGGCAAGAAAAAUCUUGACCUUUUGUUUGGUCAGAUUGGGGUUGGGUGGGUAUGUAUAACUUGUCUUGUUGGGUACAGUAUGCUGCGCCCUAAGGUCAGUGAUGUCUAUUUCAAACGCAACACACAUUUUUUCAGAAGGAUGCUUCUGCUUGACUAAUGUGCUCCAACAUAUUACAAAAUGUAGCAAAAACAAAAACAAGAGGCCAAAAAUUAAAUAUUUCAGUAACCUAUGGAAAAUGCAAAAUGAAAUUGCACAAAGAAAAAAACAAAUGUAGUGCUUGACAUCUUUUAUUCAGUUCAGUUGUCACCCUUGGCUGUUCUUGGGUCUUUGGGGCUAUUUUUCUGAUGUGUUGUAUUUGGAACCAUGCCAUAGGAAGGGUAAUGGUCCCAUGUUUCUACUCCUAGUCCUACUUUUCUCCCAGCACUGUCUUGAGGGUGUUUAAGGGCUGUGGUUUACUCCCCAGUCCCUAAGCUAGCAUUGUGAUACGUGCUUGAAGACAUAUCUUAUGUAACCAUGUAAAGGUUUGAGCAGUGCAGUCCUCCUUUGCUCCUGAAGCUACGUUUGCCUUUCAUACUUUCUCUAGAUUGCCUUUAUGUUUAUCUUUUUUGAUUUACUCUUUUUAUACAAAAAGAUUGGAAAAAAUACCAUUUUUAUUUGUAUUUUCCUUGUUAAUGGGAAAGAUUCCGAGUUGUUCAUAAGUUGUAACCUUGUACAUUGGCAUGUGUGGAUGGUCUUGUUCAAUGACUAAAAUAUUGUUUUUUUUUCCACCUGAGGAGAAAAAAAGUACUUGUAUGUAUCUACUGUGCCACUAACACUGUGAAAUUAAAGCAGUUUCAAUGUUCAAACAUCCAUCAAAA
Molecule: messenger RNA, 5587 nt
Organism: Engraulis encrasicolus (European anchovy)
Lineage: Eukaryota; Metazoa; Chordata; Actinopteri; Clupeiformes; Engraulidae
Gene: rnf144aa
Product: ring finger protein 144aa
Exons: 9
Coding region: 560-1447 (295 amino acids)
Biological process (GO): positive regulation of proteasomal ubiquitin-dependent protein catabolic process; protein polyubiquitination; ubiquitin-dependent protein catabolic process
Cellular component (GO): cytoplasm; ubiquitin ligase complex; Golgi apparatus
Molecular function (GO): zinc ion binding; ubiquitin conjugating enzyme binding; ubiquitin protein ligase activity
Source: RefSeq, a predicted model, not a curated record